UCAGAGGAAGAUGAACCAGCAAAGAAGAAAAGUACUGUUCAGGGACGCGGCGAGGGCUCUGGCUUGUCCGCUUUGCUUCCUGAACCCAAAAACUUGACAGUGAAAGAGACCAAUCGGUUACUCUUGCCCCACGCUUUCUCGAGGAAAGCGGGAGAAAACGCCUCCGACUCAAAGCCCGCCAAGGCCCCGACCUCUUCCUCCAAAACCAAGCCUCCGGCCAAGCCCGCGGUGCCCACCACGCCUUCUCCGUCCGCUAUCAAGGCCGCUGCCAAGAGCGCUGCGCUGCAGGUAACCAAGCAGAUCACGCAGGAAGAGGACGACAGCGACGAAGAGGUCGAGCCGGAGAACUACUUCUCCCUGUCUGACAGGAGCGAGCCCAGCGUCGUGGCCGCCGAGACGUACAUGUACUCUGGCACGGUGGUGUCGGAGGAGCCGCCGCCUGGGACAGAGCCAGAGCCCCAGUUCCAGGACGCUGCUGCUAAUGCCCCUCUGGAAUUCAAGACGGCUGCGGGCUCCAGCAGCGCUCAGCACAGCUGGGCACCCACCACCCAGCCGUACAGCCAGUUCCCUGCCUACAGCGAGCCUGGCGUGGCCGGGGCGUAUUAUCAGGAUUACUACAGCAGUGGGUACUACCAGGAGGUGGAACCAGCCCAGGCACCGCCGCAGGAGAUGAGCUCCGACUCCUCCUUCAUCGACGACGAAGCGUUCAAGCGUCUGCAAGGCAAGCGGAACCGAGGGAGGGAAGAGAUCAACUUUGUGGACAUCAAAGGUGACGAUCAGCUGAGUGGAGCCCAGCAGUGGCUGACCAAGUCCUUAACAGAGGAGAAGACCAUGAAGUCGUUCAGCAAGAAAAAAGGUGAUCAACCCACAGGACAGCAAAGGAGGAAACACCAGAUCACGUACCUGAUCCAUCAG
This is a messenger RNA of Eurypyga helias (sunbittern), 915 nucleotides long. It is a transcript of the gene PRCC, whose product is annotated as papillary renal cell carcinoma (translocation-associated). Gene Ontology annotation, cellular component: nucleus. The record is from RefSeq and is a predicted model, not a curated record. Lineage: Eukaryota; Metazoa; Chordata; Aves; Eurypygiformes; Eurypygidae.